Messenger RNA from Baudoinia panamericana UAMH 10762, 762 nucleotides. RefSeq lists its product as uncharacterized. Lineage: Eukaryota; Fungi; Ascomycota; Dothideomycetes; Mycosphaerellales; Teratosphaeriaceae. The transcript has a single exon. The record is from RefSeq and is a predicted model, not a curated record. The coding region runs from base 1 to 762 and encodes 253 amino acids.
AUGCCCCUAACAAUCCACCACCUCCAAGUCUCCCAAUCCGAACGCAUCCUCUUCCUCUGCGAAGAACUCCACCUCCCCUACGACCUCAAACUCUACCCCCGCAGGCCCCUCCUCGCAGGACCCGAAUACAAAGCCCUCCACCCCAUCGGCGCAGCACCGGUCAUCACAAUCACCGACUCCUCCCUCCCCAACAACACCCCCACCCUCACUCUAGCCGAAAGCGGCGCAAUCGUCGAAUACAUCCUCACCACCCAACUCCACCCCACCAGCCCCAACCUCGUCAUCAAACCGGGCGAGAAGGACUACGCAGAAUACGUCUACUGGCUGCACUUCCCCAACGGCACCCUCCAGCCCUCCAUCGGCCGCUACCUCACCCUCCUCUGGGCCCACGCAGACGAGAACAACGACCCGACCGUCGCCCGGGUCAAAGCGAAAAUGUACUCCAACCUCUCCUUCGUCGACGCACAACUCCAGAAAACCGGGGCGUGGAUUGUGGGGAGCAAGUUCACGGCGGCAGAUGUGAUGAUUGUGUUUUCUUUGACGACGAUCCGGAGGUUUGGACCGGUGGAUUUGAGUGGGUUUGAGGGGAUACUGGGGUAUUUGCGCCGAAUUGGGGGCAGGGAGGGGUACGUGCGGGCGAUGGAGAGGGGGGAUCCGGGGAUGGAGUGGAGGGAUGCGAUGGGGGGAGCUAGUCCGAAGGUUUUUGAAGGGUUGAGUAUGCAGUCGCAGCAGGGGCAGGGGCAGCGGAAGGCGAAGGUGUAG